Molecule: messenger RNA, 2141 nt
Organism: Suncus etruscus (white-toothed pygmy shrew)
Lineage: Eukaryota; Metazoa; Chordata; Mammalia; Eulipotyphla; Soricidae
Product: vasculin-like
Exons: 1
Coding region: 584-1957 (457 amino acids)
Biological process (GO): DNA-templated transcription; positive regulation of DNA-templated transcription
Cellular component (GO): nucleus
Molecular function (GO): RNA binding; DNA binding
Source: RefSeq, a predicted model, not a curated record
UUUACCUCAACCCUUUUCAGAUCACAAUGGGACAGAUUUUCUAAAUGAAGACAUUGAAAAACACAAUCUUUCUCCUUCUAUCUUUUAUUUAAGUGGGAUUUAAGAUGUUGCCAUUUCCCAGCAGCAUGGUAGUAUUGAGAUAGCUAUGUGUCUGUAGAUGCUGAAUGUUUAGGAAUGCCCUUCAGAUGUGAAGUUUCUUUUUGUUUUUGCUUUUGGGCUCAUAACUUGGAUAUUUCAUCUGGAGUGGAUAAGUACAACUGUGACAAAUACAUGGAAUAAUUCAAGAAGACUAUAGAAUCUUAAAUCCAAGGAACUUGGCUUAUUCUGAAGAUAGCCAUAUGAAAACUUUAAAACAGAAGUAUGGGUAGCUGACUUGAAGUAGUAACUCUAUGUCAAAUAGUCGUAGGUUAAGUAUCUUUAAAGAACUUGGAUAUUAUUUCAGAGGAUACAAAAUAAAAAAACAAACUGGAAAACAUAAAAUUACAGAGAAAAACGCAACACCUUCCUGUGCAGUCCUAUUGGAAUUUGGACUUGCCAUGAGGUGUUGAAGCCUAUUUCAUUGAGUCGGAGAGACUGGACCUAAAUGGCGCAGCAUGACUUUGCACCAGCCUGGCUUAAUUUUCCUAUUCUGCCAUCGUCAACAAAGUCGUCAUUGAAUUUUGAGAAGCAUUCUGAAAAUUUUUCAUGGACAGAAAAUCGGUAUGAUGUGAAUCGUCGACGACACAACUCUUCAGAUGGCUUUGAUUCUGGUAUUGGACGACCUAAUGGAGGUAAUUUUGGAAGGAAAGAAAAAAAUGGAUGGCGUACACAUGGAAGAAAUGGUACAGAAAACAUAAAUCAUCGAGGGGGGUACCAUGGUGGAAGUUCCUGUUCUCGUAGCAGUAUUUUUCAUCCUGGAAAAAGCCAAGGACUACACAAAAACAGCAUGCCUGACAAUGAAACAGGGAGGAAAGAUGAUAGGAGAGAACGUAAACAGUUUGAGGCUGAAGAUUUUCCAUCUUUAAAUCCUGAGUAUGAGAGAGAACCAAAUCAGAAUAAAUCUUUAGCUGCAGGUGUAUGGGAAUAUCCUCCGAAUCCUAAAUCUAGAACCCCAAGGAUGCUGGUUAUUAAGAAAGGUAAUGCAAAAGACUUACAGCUCUCUGGAUUCCCAAUUGUAGGAAAUCUUCAGUCACAGCCAGUUAAGAAUGGGACUGGCCCAAGUGUUUAUAAAGGCUUAGUCCCUAAACCUGCUGCUCCACCUACAAAACCUACACAAUGGAAAAGCCAAACUAAAGAAAAUAAAGUUGGGAGUUCUUUCUCUCAUGAGUCUUACAGUGUUGGUAACUUUAAUGCUUUUAAACCAACUGCCAAGAAUUAUAGUCCAUCAACAACUUCAGUAAAAGAGCAGCCUCGGCUAACCAAACUGACCCGUAUGCGUACUGAUAAGAAGAGUGAAUUUUUGAAAGCAUUAAAGAGGGACAGAGUAGAAGAGGAACAUGAAGAUGAAAGCCAUGCUGGUUCAGAGAAGGAUGACGACUCGUUUAAUUUGCAUAACAGCAAUAGUACUCGCCAAGAAAGGGACAUAAACCGAAAUUUUGAUGAAAGUGAAGUUCCUCAAGAGAAUGGCAAUGCCUCAGUGAUAUCUCAACAGAUCAUUCGUUCUUCUACCUUCCCACAAACGGAUGUUCUUUCAAGUUCACUUGAAGCAGAACACAGAUUGUUAAAGGAGAUGGGCUGGCAAGAAGACAGUGAAAAUGAUGAAACUUGUGCUCCUUUAACUGAAGAUGAAAUGAGAGAAUUCCAAGUUAUUAGUGAACAGUUACAGAAGAAUGGCCUGCGAAAAAAUGGUAUUUUGAAAAAUGGUCUGAUCUGUGACUUCAAGUUUGGACCCUGGAAAAACAGCACUUUCAAACCCACUGUUGAGAAUGAUGACACAGAAACAAGUAGCAGUGACACAUCAGAUGAUGAUGAUGUGUGAAGGAUUUCCUAACAGCUUUAGAAAUUUUAGUGUGAUACAUCUCAUACAAUUUGGGGUGAAUUGUAAAAAUGAAGAACUAUAAUUUACGUAGUAAAAAACCCCAUUAGAAGAUGAUUUUUUGGGGGACUUCAAUAUGAAGAAAACCCAAGAAUGUUGUGUUGGGCUGUGUUGAACUUUAUUUCUU